UCUCAGUCAACCUCUGUGCGCUCCCGCGGCCGGACACCGUCUGUCUGGCAUCCCGCGCACCGUCAUUGCCCGGCCCGCCCGCCAGUCAGAAACAAACACACGGCACGGCCCGGCCUAGUCCGCGCACCGCGGGCGCUCAGGAUGGCGGCCGCCGAGCAGAACGGCAUCGACAUCCUCUGUGAUGCCGCCGGCUCGGACAUGCUGCUUUCAUCAUUAUUCGCCCUAGCAGCUCCGGGACAAGAUCAGCAGCGAGCCCAACCGCAGGAUCAGCACGAAUUGCAGCACCCGCUGCCGACAGCAUCACCUUCGAAGCAACCCCACCAGCAGCAGGUCUAUCACCAACAGCUAGACCCUGCGCUGCAGCCGUCGCAGCAAGAAACUCCACGGAAGAGCACAUCGUCUCUGCCAGCGAAGCGCAAGCUGUCCGACGCGUCCGCCUCGUCGCCGUCCCACGUCUGCCACAUCUGCCGACGCGUCUACGAGCGAGCCGACCACUUGACGAGGCACCUGAGGUCGCACGAGAACGCCCGACCGUACCAAUGCUCCCGCUGCCCUAAACGCUUCAACCGCGCAGACCUCCUGACGCGACACGAGACCACGCACGACCGAGAUGGCGCCGCAAAAGACCGCCCCUUCAUCCGAAGAAACGAUCGCGCCGCCGAAGCUUGUCUGAACUGCGCCGCCUCCAAGGCCAAGUGCGAGGACCAAAAGCCGUGUAGUCGCUGUCGCAACAAGAGCCUAACAUGCCAAAUGCCGGCGAGGCGUGGGAAUCAAUACAGAACAUCAGAGUCACAAGCAGGAGUUUCCCCUUCUGAUAGCUCAAUGGUGGCCUCAGCCACAGGCAAUGACAACCAGGUUUUCACGGCAGGCGAUGCCGCCUAUGCGCUGUCGCAAUCAGCUGUCGCACACCAAGUCCAAUCGAUCGAUAAUACUGCUGGAUAUGCUAGUUCAUCCUUCCUCGGUGUGCCAAGCGUGGAAGCUACGCCUGAUGAGACCCUGUACUUUGCAGCGCCGCGGAAACUGCUCCCUGAUAUCGAACUCUCCUGGGACACGGACUUUGGCGUCUUCACUGUUCCAACAUCAGAUGUGAAUGGACCAAGCCCUCGGCUGGGAAAUGGGACAAAGCGUUCAUCUCGUCAACCUCGAAGAGACAUGGCUCAGGAAGACGCAGCUCCCCAACGUUCAGCUUGGGUGGCUGAUCCAGACACCAAUGGCCAAGUAGACGCCUCGGCCUUUCCUUCGAGAAAGGUAUCAUCCAUUAUACGCGACGGCCUCUUCGCUAUGGUUCUCGCCGAUAGCUCGAACUCGCGGCAGAUUCCAACAUUUCCUUCGGCCGAAACCUUGAGCUAUCUGCUUGAGACAUUCUUUACCCAGCAAGACCAGAAACGGGAUGCCUUCAUUCACCCGGCUUCUUUUGAUACCUCCGCGGCUACCUUGGAGCUCGUCUCUGCUAUCGUCUCGAGUGGAGCUACAUCUGCGCCAACAACCUGGCAAUUCGGACUUGCUCUUAACGAGGUCUUGAGAACUGUUCUCAACAGUCGUCUGGAAUCUUUUGGUUCGACAGCGAAGCCCCUGAUGCUGCUCCAAGCCUCUAUGCUCCAUCUUGACAUUGGACAGUGGUGUGGCUUUAAUCGUCAAAUGGAAAUGGCACAGACUUUUGCCCAGCAAGUGUUGACACUGGUUCGAGAAACUGGGAGGAUUUCCUUUUCGUCAGACUCGGCCCUCUAUAUCCCGAGUGUAGGAGACUCUCCUGGGGACUUGGAGUUGAAAUGGCAGCAAUUUGCUACGAUAGAAUCCUACAAAAGGUUGAUGAUGCGCCUGUUCAUUCACGAUGUGCAAUCCUCAAUCGUUUCAUGGAGGAGCUCAAACAUGGCAUAUAACGAACUCGACUUUACCCUACCGGCGGCGCCUGAUCUUUGGAGGGCCCCAAGUUCACAACAGUGGCGGGAGCUGCACUCGGUAAAGAGGUCCACAACUGCAGGCAUUCCGCGACUCUUGGAUGUGAGAGACUGUAUGUCAUUCAUCACCGAGCCCAACGACUAUGUCGAUAUUGAACUCUGUUGCAUGGCCGCUCUGUCGGGAUUGUGGGGGCAGAUUUGGAUCUAUCGUGAUGCUGUCACGUACCACAGCAACCCGGAUCGACGCAGCACCGGCUCCCCAGCUUGGACCAAGGCUUUGUACCAAGAUCUGUAUAGCAGACUGGUAAGCUUCUCUAACCAAGCUCAGGGGAUGCAGACGUUUAGCCCGGAGCUCUUGCUGUUUUGUGAGCUCUUGAUGAUGACACUUCAUGUCUCGUUUGACGAACUGCACCGACUCGCUGGCUACAACGGCGAGGGAGGGUCCCGGAGAGCGGCGCAAAUACUGGAGGCUACCUGGUUUUCAGGACCAGAAUCUCGUCACGCCGUCUGGCACGCUGGGCAGGUGCUCCGCUAUGCGCAGAAUUGUAAGGCAACAAGUCUGCAGGGGUUCAACUCAAUGGCUGUCUACUUUGCUGGCCUUACCUUGUGGGCGUACGGCAUCGUGUCGGUUCCGGGCUCAACAAACGGCCAAGGGAUUGCGGACGACCAUGUGCUGCUCAAUGGACAAGAGACGAGGGAGUCGAGGGCGUUUCUUGAACUUGGACAGGGCACACCGGCCUUGACGUUUCCAGCAGGCCUACGUCUCCAGAUAGAGCCAUUAUCGAACCGCGAUGUGGCCCUGUCACGUGCUCGAAGUAUCUUGCGACAAAACUUCCCUGUACUCAGCGAGCCGCUGCCCCAGCUGGUUGAGAACCUGUGGCGCCGACUUGCAGAGCUUCAGUCGGGCCAGAACGGCCAGGCCAUGGCCAACACGGAUGGAACCGUGGCAGGAAACGGUCCUCUGCACGAUGAACUCAUCUUUGAACGCCUCGAUGAUGCACGCCUCUUGCGGCACUACGAGAACAAUGCUAUGGCCUGGGCUGGGCCGCUCUCAACAACAGACUUCCUGGACGUUCAUUUCAGACUGAGCACUAUUCCAGGAGAAGCUCGCGCCUUUGAGAUCUGGGCACUCCGCAAACCCGACGAUCCUUUGGGUAUCAUCUCGAGCUGCGCAACACAUCUCCGCGACGCAAUCGCGAGCCGCGGCAAGGGCGUGAGGAUGACUGGCGCCGUCGUCAUUUCCGAAAUCUUUACCGAUCCCGAGUACCGCACCCACGGCUUCGCCAAGCUGCUUCUCAAGAGAGUACAAGACCACUUUGACAAGCGGGACGACUUGGCUAUUGACUUCACCGUCAUCUACGGCAAUGGCUCCUUGAACUGGUACCGAGAGCUGGGGUGGAAGCCUGUCACAGCGACCCAGCUGACUAUCAAUGUCGAGCGUUUCCAGACCUGUGCUGAAUGCGAGAAUGAAUUGGAAUUUCUCACACUCCAGGAAGUCUGCAACAUUGCCGAUUGCGACGUCAACGUCAGCAAGCUGCGUCUCUCAAAGGCCCAAGGCCCCAAAACCCACGUCCAACUUCUACCCAGCGCAUUUUUGGCCCGACGGCACCUAUACCGCUCCGCCUUACUCGCCUACAAACUGCGCCAGGGUCACACGUACAACAGGCAUCAUGGGGUUUCGAUUCUUGAGGACGAGGCAACAGAGGUAUCAGCAUGGUGGGUCCACGACUUCCAGAACAGCCGGCUCAUGAUAGGACGUCUGUUUCUGACGCGCCUGAACAAUGUGGAUGAACUGGUAGUUGAAGUAUUGGAGGCAGCAAUGGAGGAGGCAGCCCGGCGUGGGCUGCGGGAGGUGGUGCUUUGGGAUCCGAGCCCUCAGGUAGUGGUGGCUGCCAUGACAAUAUGGGAUAAAUAUGAUGCGGACGUGCAAGUCAUGACUGGGGAGAGAAAGGAGAUGGUACCAUGCGUGAGAUGGAAGGGCGGCGAGGAGCGGGAUGUUGUGUUGGAGGAAGGGCAGUUUGUGUCGUGGAGUUGA
Molecule: messenger RNA, 3933 nt
Organism: Fusarium keratoplasticum
Lineage: Eukaryota; Fungi; Ascomycota; Sordariomycetes; Hypocreales; Nectriaceae
Exons: 5
Coding region: 142-3933 (1263 amino acids)
Biological process (GO): regulation of DNA-templated transcription; DNA-templated transcription
Molecular function (GO): zinc ion binding; DNA binding; DNA-binding transcription factor activity, RNA polymerase II-specific
Source: RefSeq, a predicted model, not a curated record